AUGGAGCCAUCUCCAUCAACCAGCAGCUCUCGUGGAGGGCAGAUUCCCAUCCCGCUCCCGUACAAGACCCAGGGCAAGAGCAAGAACAAGAGCAAGAACAAGGGCAAGAACAGGGGCAAGAACCUGACCAAGAACAAGGGCAAGAACAAGAACAAGAGAAAGGGCAGGAACAAGACCAACAAGGCCAAGACCAAGAACAAGACAAACAGCAAGACAAACAGCAAAAUCAACAGCAAAAUCAACAGCAAAACCAACAGCAAAAUCAACAGCAAAACCAACAGCAAAACCAACAGCAAAACCAACAGCAAAACCAACAGCAAAACCAACAGCAAGAGCAGGAGCAGCUCACUCCAGGGGACUCUCCACCAAAAUCGACAGCGACAAAAAAACACCAUGUUGAAGAAGGCCAUCUGA
Capronia epimyces CBS 606.96 is the source of this 414-nucleotide messenger RNA. RefSeq lists its product as uncharacterized. The coding region runs from base 1 to 414 and encodes 137 amino acids. The record is from RefSeq and is a predicted model, not a curated record. The transcript is spliced from 2 exons. NCBI's taxonomy places the organism in Eukaryota, Fungi, Ascomycota, Eurotiomycetes, Chaetothyriales, Herpotrichiellaceae.